Molecule: messenger RNA, 2300 nt
Organism: Pyricularia oryzae 70-15
Lineage: Eukaryota; Fungi; Ascomycota; Sordariomycetes; Magnaporthales; Pyriculariaceae
Exons: 2
Coding region: 774-2249 (491 amino acids)
Molecular function (GO): 3'-5'-RNA exonuclease activity
Source: RefSeq, a predicted model, not a curated record
GCCCUUUUGGAUAGCUUAGAGUUUUAAUCUUAAAUCUCGGCUCCGAUGCCUAUCAGCAAAAAGACUUAGCAUUGUGGCGACACCAAGUAUUUUCUCGAGUUCAUCGGUUGACGAUCGCACCUGCGCCGCCUCAUACGAAGUAUUUCUCCCGCCCAGACCGCAAGACUCCGUCCAGCUCAUUGCGUGUCUGCGUCCAUCAGGUAGCCCACACAAGUUAGCAGCAGGUCCUGGCCAGGGACGCGGGAACAAAGCGCCAAACAUAUCGUGCAAGGACAACAUCACGAGUCUUCCCAACAAUUCUGACUUCCUAUUUGUAGCGACAACCGUCGAGGUUCAGCGACGAUGAUGAUAAUAUCCUUCCUGUGCGAUUCGUAGGGAGAGAGCCACACCCAUAUCGCCCACUCUGAUGAUCUCAGAGACGCUAUACACACCCUGACUGGGUACGGUCUUUUCCGGCUCAACAAAUGUUACCCUGAACAUGAGGAGCCUCUCGCACCCAUGAUGGCGGCGCCCUUGGCAUAUGACAUGAACAGACAUACUGGCGAUCUGAUGUUUGGACUGCGCAAGGUCGAAGUAUUAUCGAAUGUGAGUUCCUGAUUUGAGUUGGAUGAACGAAUCUCGACGCAUCAUUUCGAUCUUUCAGCAUGAAACCCUGAAUAUGAUUUUUAAUAUUGCGUUGUAUACGCGCAGCUCUCGUGGUGAGGGAGGUAUACAAGUGGAUACGGGUCUAAAUUUGGCCUCGCGGACACAACAGCGAAAACACAAGAGAAGAUAUGAGACUGCAAGUCCUAAUAAACGAGUUUGGUUCGCUGUGGGCUUUUGGGGACUUUUCUCCAUCCAACGAUCUACGACACUGCCUACCGUAUAUUGCCGACGCUGUUCUUCAGUCCCCACGCGUCAGGGAUGAAUGGAGCCUGGCAGAAACAAGGGGGGGGGGGGGGGCUUUGCCUGUUCGCUAUCCAUGCCGAGACCGCAGGCGACGGAAUAUCAAUGCAACACAGGGGUUUGCUCCGCAUCGUUGCGACCCCAUCAACACAGAUAGGAUGGAUGAGGAAACAUCCCAACUGGAGCAGGCAAUAAUCGACGAGAUAGGAACAAGCGUUCAUCAUUUGUAUAUAAAUCAUCAUUGCCCCGGCCGACUUGGGAAGACCGACUAUGCCUUUUUCCCAGUCAGGCCAUUCCGACCUCUCUUCGUCAUUCUUUUUUUCUGCCGGCUGACUUUCUUAAUUGAAGGCUUCCUUUCUUCUUUCUUUGGUACUUUAUACAUUCGCGUCACACGCAGUUACACUCCUUUGUUUUGCUACACCACCAACACCACCGUCACUAUGCAGAUCAAGUCGUUGUUGUUUGGCCUUGUGGCCGCCGAGGCCGCCAUGGCCUCCCUCCCCCUCCGUGUCGUCACAUGGAACAUCCGCUACGCGGCAAGCAGCCUCGAGCAGGGCGAGAAGCCGUGGUUCGACAUCUUUUGCUGGGCCACCAAGUCCCGCUGCCGCCAGUACAAGUUCUACGACAAGCUCAACCAGAUUGUGAGCUCGACCCCCAACGGCGCCCCCAUGGUCAUCGGCAUGCAGGAGGUCCUCGACAACCAGCUCAACGACAUCCAAAACUCCCUGGGCGACGGCUGGGCCCACAUCGGCGUCGGCCGCGACGACGGCAAGAAGGCCGGCGAGUACAGCCCCAUCUUCUACCAGACGAGCCAGCUCAGGGUGCUCGCGUCCGAGACAAAGUGGCUGUCGCCCACGCCGGACUCGGUCUCGUUCGGCUGGGGCGCCGGAAGCAGGCGCAUCGUGACCACGGCCGUGUUUGAGCACAUCGCCACGGGCGAAAAGUUCAUCCACGCAAACACCCACCUCGACAACGUGAGCGCGCAGGCCCGGAGCGAGGGCAUCAAGGUCGUCCUUACCCGCAUCCAGGCCGCCCGUGUUGCCUUUGGGCCCCUGCCCGUCUCGCUGACCGGCGACUUCAACUCGGCCCCUUACGCUGACGCCUUCAAGACCCUGGCCGACACGGGCUUCAUGAAGGGCGAGCUGUACGACCUCGCCACCCCCGCCCAGCACGCCGGUCCCUACACCACCACGUACACCACUUUCCGUGAGGGUGCUGGCGAGAGCAGGAUCGACUUCAUCUGGCUGGGUGCUGCCCAAAACUACCCUUACUCGGUCGUCAAGUACGAGAUUUGGGACCACACCGUGGAUGGCAUGCGUGUGAGCGACCACAGGCCUGUGGUUGGUGACGUGAUUCUUCGAUGAGAUGUCUCUCUUUUUGAGAAGGGCAGUACGGCAGUGAUGUAGAAUAACGUA